UAGAGCGGGCACAGGUCAGACGAGCUGGUCUGGGUGAAGGUGUUGUACUUGUCAAGCCUUGCUUGGAGCCAGUGCAAUUGUAAUGAUAAUAGGAGGCCAUCUGUGUGGAGGAGGAGGAACAAAAACCUGGUGGGGGUACUAACCGAGUAUACGUAUCACCUACACGGGGACUGAAACUCGGAACACUGUGCCGGGCUAGAUGUUAAGUAUGUUUCCAAUAAGUAACAUUGCAAAAAGUACUUGAGAGAUAUGACCCACUGGUUUCAUCGCAACCCUUUAAAGGCUACGGCUCCUGUCACAUUCAAUUUCUAUGGGGUAGCCAGCAGUACUGCUGCAACAAAGAUUUGCAAUGACUUAAGAUCAUCCAGGGUACGACUCUUGGAGCUAUUUACUGAUUUGAGUUGUAAUCCAGAAAUGAUAAAGAAUGCAACUGAUUUGUACUUUUCACUCUUGCAAGGCUUUAUAGUCUCACUGGAUAACUCUUCCCAAGACUGCAAGUUGCGAUAUAUUCAGAAUUUUAAGUGGACAGACACAUUACAAGGACAAGUUCCAAGUGCCCAGCAGGAUGCUGUGUUCGAACUGGUUUCCAUGGGAUUUAACGUGGCUCUAUGGUACACAAAAUAUGCAUCGAGACUGGCUGGAAAGGAAGAUAUAACAGAAGAUGAAGCAAAAGAUGUUCACAGAAGCUUGAAGAUAGCAGCUGGGAUUUUUAAACAUUUGAAGGAGAGCCAUAUCCCCAAGCUGAUUACACCUGUAGAAAAGGGAAGGGAUUUAGAAGCUCGACUUAUAGACUCCUACAUCAUCCAGUGCCAAGCUGAAGCUCAAGAAGUGACAAUUGCCCGAGCUAUUGAGCUGAAACACAAUCCUGGUCUGAUAGCUGCUCUGGCCUAUGAAACAGCCAAUUUCUACCAAAAAGCUGAUCAAAUGUUAUCCAGUUUGGAUCCAGCAUACACUAUUAAAUGGAGAAAGUACUUACACUUGAAGACGUGUUUCUAUAUGGCUUAUUCAUACUGCUACCAUGGUCAAACUUUGCUGGCCAGCGAUAAAUGUGGGGAAGCAAUCAGAUCUCUGCAGGAAUCAGAAAAAUUUUUUGUCAAGGCUGAAGCGCUAUGCAAAGAAUAUGGUGAAACCAAAGGGCCUGGGACUACUGCCAAACCCUCUGGCCACCUCUUCUUUAGGAAACUAGGAAGUCUGGUUAAGAAUACCCUAGAAAAAUGCCAGAGAGAAAAUGGAUUCAUUUACUUUCAGAAAGUGCCACCCGAGGCUCCUCAGCUGGAGCUGAAGGCGAACUAUGGCCUGGUAGAGCCCAUCCUUUUUGAAUUUCCUGCCUUGCAUGCACACUGGACCCCUGAAACACUGGCUGCAUUUGAUCUCACCAAGAGGCCAAAGGAUGACAGUGCUAAACCAAAACCAGAGGAAGAAGUGAAACCUAUGAAAGAACCAGAUAUAAAGCCUCAAAAAGACAGUGGAUGCCAGAUCUCUUAAACACCAUAAGUGCUUUGAAUUCCUUCUACAAGUUGUAUUUAAUGAACUCUGGGGCUUUCAUUUCAGAUCCCCUUUUCUAAUUCUUCUUAAUCCUAAAGUUUAAUUUUACUGAUUUAUGUUUAGUAAAAGUCUCUUAAUUGAGAAUGUGGCUGGAUUUAUAAAUGAAAUUAUUUAUAGCCGUGCGCUUUUUUUUUUUGUUUGUUUUAGUUGGGACCUCAGAAUGAGCUCAUGCUUAUAGAAAGUGUUUUAAGUUUACGUGGUGGUUCUCAGGCUAGCUUCUAUACAGAGAACAGCAUACUGAAGUUAGUAUUUCCCACCAUAGGAAAGGGUGGUAAAGUUAAGGAUAUGGUUUCUUUCCAUGAGAUUUAAUUCUUUACAUACUACUUAGUGUCAAGUGCCCAGAACAAAAGAGAUACAAAUGGAAAUUUGCCAGAAGCAAUCUUCUAGUCAUGGUUGUUCCAAAGGCUUAAAACCCUGACUCAUUCCCAUUCUCUUGUUUCUGAUAAAUAAGAAAAGUAAUUCUCAUUUGGGCUUUAUCCAUGUGAAAACUUCUAUAGUGAAGUCACUAUACUUCAGAAGCAGAAUUUCUCCAUAAUCCAAAUGCAGUUUAUAGGCAGUUGAAACAACUGGACACUCCAUUCUACUUCACUUUAAAUCAGGUUUCCCUAUACCCAAGUUCAUAGUAACCUGCUUCCGCUGAAGCUUGUUUAUUUUAUCCAACUGCUUACUUUUAAGCCUUUUAAUCUCAAACUGGGAGUCUUCUGGUGGCAUGGGAGAAUUAGGCAGCAAGUAAGUGGAAAAAAAUCUUAAAAUGAAUAUAUCAUGGUGUCAGACUUCCAGACUUUUUCCGAAUUUAAUACUGUGCAAGGUCCAGAAUGAUUGAUUGAAUUAUGGGUACUUAAAAUUCAGUGGCUUCAUAGAACUCGGAUGAAUGCAUUUAGCUGUAAUUAAUGUGCUGUAUUUUCAGUUGGGUAAUACCUGCUCUGUCAAUGGUGUCAUAAACAAUGAGUAUUGCUGGUGUUUUAGCCCAAAGGAGACCCAUCUCUAGAUCUCCUUUUUCUCAAACAUAAAUGGCAUCUUCUCCCAGCUUCUGUAAUGGCUAUCUGAAAACAGCACCUUGAUAAAGAGCAGUUGUGGAAAAAAUGAUCCCAGGCAAGACUGAGGCUGAUUGGAAGAGGGAAGUGCUCUGCAGAACUUGUUCUUUCUAUAACUUUCCCCACUGUUGAGGACUUAUGCUCUCAGACAAGUUAGUUUGCAGCCUUGGUGUCCUAUGGGCAUUCAGCAGUAAUGUGUUCAAUACAACUGUGACAACAAAAACGUCUAUUUUCAUUUGUAACUGGUCAGAAGAUUCUGGCACACACAGCUAGUCACAGUGAUCCUUGUGUGUAUGUAUGUCUUCCAGGCUUGAGCUUUGCAAGUCAUUACACCUAGGAAUGAAGCUACACACCUUGAAAAAGCCUCAGCUGAUGAUAAACACAGCAACCCAUAUGGUUAGCAUCGCAGGUUACAAGGAAAGUAUGCUCCAGUGCUCUGCUGUCUCCAUUCAGUACAGAGUCCAGUUCAAUGACUCUGUCUUGAUAUUAAAAAUUUUCUGUGGAACUGGAUGUAGCUACCUGGCAGAUCGUGACUUUCCACAACAGCUGGAGCAAAGAAGCUGCUGGCCAAUAAUAGGCAAUUUAUGAAGUUGGGGAACUGAACUGGACCAGGCAGCUCAUUGCUACAAGACAUAUGAAUGAUUGUGGUGCUAACCAGUAUGGACAGAUCAGAUGCAAAACUCUUUUCAGUUUCAUAGAAUAUCAGGGUUGGAAGGGACCUCAGGAGGUCAUCUAGUCCAACCCCCUGCUCAAAGCAGGACCAAUCCCCAAUUUUUGCCGCAGAUCCCUAAAUGGCCUCCUCAAGGAUUGAACUCACAACCCUGGGUUUAGCAGGCCAAUGCUCAAACCAGUGAGCUAUCCCUCCCCCCUUUACCUUUCUCCUAAGAAGUUCAAUACACAUGUCCCUAUAAAUUAAUCAAACUAUUUCUCCCAUGGGUUGUGAAGGACAAGAUCAUUUCUAUCUUUAACUAUUUGAGGUGUUUAGAUGUUUGGGGAGGGGGGCAGGGCUGAAAGUACCUGGAUAGAUAUUUCUCUCUCAAAACUUCUCCACUUUUCUUUUCUUUUUUUUUUUUUCUUGUUGCAUCCCAAGUUUUGAAGGAAGGGAGCUGAGUAUGUUUGGCCAAAGUUUCGCCAAGUGUUGAUUUACUGAUGAGAAACUUCUGGUCUCCUGCAUAAUUAUAGGAGCCGUUUUAGGAUCUCCCACACUGGUAGUGGUGAUGGAGUUGAAGGUGGAGGAUGGGGGUAGGAAGUAGAACAAAUAUGUGGUGGUGCCAAAAAUUCAAUUAUUUUAAAGUAUAUUCUAUCCUUACAAUUACGUGGCUUUCAUUUUACUGAAGGAUAAGCUGAUUAGCUCCAUGCUCCCAGUCCUAAAUUUGCAGUAUGUACUGUUACUCUUUUUUAUUCUUAAUAACCUGUAUGAGGCAUUUUUCUACUGACAAUUUUCUCCUCUAAUCAAAGUUAAGAUUUAAUAAAACACAGUUUUCUCUUAAUCCCUGCUGCUGACUAUUGCACAGAUUCGCCUAACUGUUUUUAGUUUCUUGCACGUGUGUUCAUGAUUUGUACCUGCUUUGGUGCAUUUGACCAUGUGUGUGCUGUAGCAUAUACAUUUUUUCCUAAAAUCCAAAUCUAUAGUUUUUGUGUAACCAUUGUCCAGAUCUUCCCCCAAAAACCUUCCAAAAGCUUAUUUUAUGAACUUGCAUAUUUACUGGCAUUUGGACCCUGGCAUUGUAUUAUCCCCUACUUUCUGGAACUAAGUGGCUUGUUUGAUUGAAAUUCACUGUAAAUGUUUGCUGGCUGUGUACAACUCAAGUGUUAGAUAGUGGCAUUACAUAAGCCAGGCUGUAACCUUGUGCUGGUCCCAGGCUGUAGCUGUUUUCAGUAACCACAAGACGAGUAGCUUUAAAAACUGAUUAAAGGAAUGAGUUUGUGCUCUUAAACUUUGUUGCUUCUCAAGACUUACUUUUGUUUACUUGUAUUUUAAAGCCUAUGGUAUGUAGUGAGUAGUCUUGCUUGUGGGCAAGGAAUAUAUGCAGUGUUAUAGCCAUGUCAGUCCUGGGAUAAUGAGACAAGGUGAGUGAGGUAAUAGUGUUUACUGGACCAUCUUCUAUUGGUGAGAGAGACAAAGCUUUUGAGCUUACACAGAGCUCUUCUUCAGAACUGGGAAAGUAAGUGUCACAAUGCUGUGACACUCUUAGUACCUUUCCCAGCCUGAAGAGCUCUGUGUAGCUUGAAAGCUUGUCUCUCUCACCAACAGAAGUUGGUCCAAUAAAAGAUCUUACCUCACCCACCUUGGCAAGGAAUAUAGACAUUUUAGUCUGAAAAUAAGUAGAGGAUGCUAUUCUGUAAUGGGUGAUCCUUUUGAGUUGUUAUGAAGCGGGGAGAUAUUGUUAAGGUAUUUAAAUAGACACUCCAUUCUUUGAGUUAACUAUUCCAUUUGCUCAAGCAUUUAGAAAGUCUAAUUGGGGGGCUUCAAUCGGUCUGCACAUACGUGUAUAUAAUACGUUUCCUUCUGCUAAGAUUUCCUUUAGUAAUUUUUUAAAAGAUAAUGUAUUUCAUAAGGUGACUUUUUAAUAUUUAUUAACAUCAGCAUUAGUAGGCCUCUGCUUUCUUACAAUGAGGACGUGGUUUUAGUGAUGGCCUCUGUGGGUGCAAUUUUACUUUUAGUUACACCCAGAAAAAAAAAUUGAUGUAAACAUCUGAUGUCUGACUCGAUACUUGUGCUCGCACUUCACAGUGGAGGCAAAAUUUGCAGCCACAAAGAAGUCGGACACUAGAGUACUAGCUGAACAUCAGGGUCUGUUUUUGUCCUUUUAAAAUAUUUAACAUGAGGGCUCAUAAUAGCUUAAUAAUUAAAGCAAGACAUGUCCUUUAAUAGGAAAAUAUUCUAAACUCGUUUAAUACACUUAUGAUGUGUCUUACUCCAUGGUCCAUGUUAUUAGGUUAAUAUGAAAUGUAAUCAUUUAGCACGUAACACUCUGUACAGCCAAAGGACUAAAUCAGGUCCUUGAAUGUGCGUGCCCAUCUCUCAUGGGCUUCUGUUGGAGUCUUGUAUGUGCAUCCAAGUACAGGAUUUCGUCCAUUUAUGUAUUUAGUAUGACUAAUUGGCUGAUAUACCAUGACAAUACAAUAUCUGUGCAUUGUCUAGGAAAGCAAGCAGACACUUGUUUAUGUACAGUAUUGUAUAGCCAACUUUGCACUUUAGAAAUCUAAUCAUUCAUUUUCAUUACUGUACAAUGUGCUUGUAAAUACGCCUUUAUUUUUGUUUCUGUUGUUUCUGUUGUACUGAUUGCUGCAGUCUGAUACUAGUGAGAUUUCAUGGGAAAACAUUAAAAUUGUAUUGUCCAUUGUAUGUAUAAAAUAAACUGUUAAUGCAA
Chelonia mydas (Green sea turtle) is the source of this 5953-nucleotide messenger RNA. It is a transcript of the gene BROX, whose product is annotated as BRO1 domain and CAAX motif containing. NCBI's taxonomy places the organism in Eukaryota, Metazoa, Chordata, Testudines, Cheloniidae. Bases 250 to 1485 code for a protein of 411 amino acids. The transcript is spliced from 13 exons. The record is from RefSeq and is a predicted model, not a curated record.